Molecule: messenger RNA, 975 nt
Organism: Adineta ricciae
Lineage: Eukaryota; Metazoa; Rotifera; Eurotatoria; Adinetida; Adinetidae
Source: the annotation of a GenBank genome assembly
AUGUCCUUGCUAUACAUCAGUCAACAAACGACUAUCUAUGCUGGUUGCUCUCUCGCUUUCAUUGGUAUCCUUGGCAACUCAAUGAAUAUUCUCGUCUUUUCAACUGUUCCAUCCUAUCGAACAACAUCUUGUACGUUCUAUUUUCUCAUCAGUUCCAUCUUCAACAUUGCAUAUAUCGUCAUCAAUCUUAUUUCACGCAUCGUUAGUGCCGGAUUCGGUAUUGAUCCUACACGAACAUCUCUCGCAUGGUGUAAAACAAGACAGUUCUGUCUAUUCACACUCAGUUUGGUCACAAUCACAUGUUCAUGUUUGGCAACCAUCGAUCAAUACUUCGCAUCAUCACAGAAUGUUCGAAUUCGUCGUUGGAGUAACAUUCGAUGGGCUCGUCGAAUCGUCGUCAUUAUCAUUAUUAUCUGGUGUAUUCAUGGCAUCCCACCUAUCUUGUAUUCCGAUAUCUCGCCUAUAACAAAAGCCUGUGGAAAUAUGAAUGCGAGAUAUGCUGACUACAUUCCUUUCUAUCUGUUGGGAUUGAUUUGUGCCAUUCCCAUCGUUGUAAUGGUGACAUUCGGAUACCUCACUUAUCGCAACAUUCAUCUCACUCGUGCUCUUGCAAGACAAUACGCUGAUCGACAACUGGUUCGAAUGGUUCUCUUUCAGAUCAUUCUUGUCAUCAUUAGCUUCGUUCCAUAUGGAACAUACAGUGUGUAUAGUUUGGUGACGACCGGAAUGCCAAAAGAUAUUUAUCGAUUGUUGCAAGAAGCAUUUGCGAUAACAGUGCUUAGUCUUGUGCCUUAUUUCUACUAUUGUGGAAGUUGUUAUGCGUUUCUGAUGUCGUCAAGUCGAUUUCGUCGAUCUGUUCGAAAUCAAGUGUUAUUCUGGCGAAGACCAACUCAAAUCGACAAAACGAUACGACUAACAGCUACCGUUCACAGUUUAAGAAAAGUCGGUGUAGCUGCUCCAACUCAUAAUCAAUAG